GUGCGAUGACGUCAUCUUUAGGCGACUGUAGUUGACAGCAACAAAAAGAUAGUAAGGUUAGCGUGAAUUAUUCACUUGUUUGUUAUUUCACUGACAAGCAGGUGGAAGCCCCCCUCCGAAGUUCCGACAGCAUGGCGGCCGCUGCAGCGCCAGUGUGGGAUGAGCACCAGGCGUAUGAGGAGCUGCUGUACUGGGACAGCCUGAUCCAACAGGGCCACCGGCUUCUACCAGAGGACUUUGACAGGUAUGAGGAGCUGCGAUAUUGGUAUGACUGCCUGUGCUAUGAGGAGGAGCUUAGACAGUAUCAUGACUACAUUGCUGCUAUUGAGCAGAUUCAUGAUAAACGGCAUCACGAGGAAGUUGCAUCCUCACACGGGCACACAGGGCCAUAUGAUCGUCACGUGAUGGCUAAACACUCUGAAGUGUAUCCCUCGAUGGAGGAACUGGAGGCAGUGCAGAAGAUUGUUUCACAUGUAGAGUGUGCUUUGAAGACUGUGUCUGACCAGAUGGAUUCUCAAAAAGAUGGCAAAGAAAAUACAGAGGCAGAGGGUGAUCUUUUUACCACUCACAGUUCUAGUGGUGACUCAAAGGAGCGUGUGCUGCGUGGCGUUAUGAGGGUGGGCCUGGUGGCCAAAGGACUCUUAUUGAAGGGUGACAAGGACCUAGAGCUAGUGCUGCUUUGUUCCAACAAGCCAACAGUCACCCUGCUUAUGCAGGUGGCUGAGAAGCUAAAUGCACAAUUAGAGGCCAUCGCUGAAGGGACGUACACUGUAAGCCAGUGCCCAGGUGACGCAGCCAUAGUUGUGACAAACACCAAGGACCUAAUCCUGUCUCUCACAAUUUACCUAACAUCCCCUCUUGUUAGGACGGAGCAAGACAGUAAAGCUGCAGAAAGCGACGUAGAUGCGCGAACAGUCAACGAUCCGCCGGACGUUCUGGACAGGCAGAAAUGCCUAACUGCCUUGGCGUCUCUCCGUCAUGCCAAGUGGUUCCAGGCCAAAGUCAGCAACUUAAGUUCUGCUGUUGUGGUGAUCCGUAUUAUGAGGGACUUGUGUAAACGUGCUCCUACGUGGUGGCCACUCUUGGGAUGGCCCCUCGAACUGUUGGUAGAAAAAGUAAUUGUUACGUCCGAAAGACCAAUGGGAGCGGGCGAGUCCUUCCGCAGGGUUUUAGAGUGUGUUGCCUCUGGAAUUCUAUUGGAAGACGGGCCUGGGAUCAAAGAUCCGUGUGAAAAAGAAACAGUGGACGCCAUUGCCACUCUGACUUCACAGCAGCUUGAAGACAUAACGCAAAGUGCUCAGUUUGCCUUGAGGAUGUGUGCAUUUGGACAGAUGCACAAGGUGUUGGGAAUGGAGUACAAACCCACAAAGCCACGGAAAUCAUUGGGAGCCGUCAGCAAGGAUGCCACUGCCCAGAUCGGACCCGCUGGGCCUUUCAGCUUGGCAGCUAAGAGACCUUACACAGAGGUGGAGAAAGUGGACGACGAGCCUCAUCUUAACAGCAAACAGAGGAAGUUUUUAAAGUUCCAGAAGCGUUUUCAAAGGAAAUCAUUUACUGAUGAUUUCACCAUGAAUGCUGUGAUGCGUCUGAACCAAUACAGACCUGGCCUGGAGUACCGGCUUACAUCUCAGACUGGCCCGGUCCAUGAACCUGUUUUCACAAUGGCUGUGGACUUAAAUGGAAAAACCUACGAGGCCACUGGGCCUUCCAAACGAGCUGCCAAACUUAAUGUAGCCAUCAAGGUCUUACAGGAUCUCGGUCUUCCAACAGCCUCAGAGUCAAAAAUGGAUACCUGUAGCGACACUGGAGGAGGCCAGGAAUCCGUAAAUGCUUCUCCAGUAGCCUCCACUACAUCAGAAGAUAGUGGUCAGGGUCCCAUCCUGACAAAAAAUGGCAAGAACCCUGUGAUGGAGCUGAAUGAGAAGCGUCGCAGCCUGAAGUAUGAGCUGUCUGCUGAGACUGGAGGCUCCCAUGAAAAGUGCUUUGUCAUGGAGGUGGAGGUGGAUGGGCAGAAAUUCAAAGGGAGAGGUUCAAAUAAGAAAGAAGCAAAAGCCUACGCUGCCCUCUCAGCCUUGGAAAAGCUAUUUCCUGACGAUAGCGGAGUACAAAACAGGAAUUCUUUAAAGAAGAAAGUCACCUACACUGACAUGCACAUCCCUGGGUUUGGCACUAUUCGUGGCAUUCCUUCAGACUCCGGGACCCGUGGCUGGGGUCCUAACAGAGGUCGAGGCCGCGGCAAACCGUUUCCUUCAGGACCUAGUUAUAACCAAACGAACUACAGCUAUGAGGGCAACACUGCCACAGGCUACCAUCAACUGUAUGGUAGUAAUCCAGCUAGCACCACAGACAGAGUCCCCGGCACCUCGGCCAGUAACAUCGGCUAUGGUACCUUCUACCCAGAGAGCACCACCACCACCACCACCACCACCUACUCCUCACCUCCUGUGUCCAGCACUGACACAAGCGCCACUAAAGUCGAGAGCUACCAGUCGAUGCCACCUCCCACAGAUCAGGAAAGCCCCUACAGCUACGGGUAUGGAGAUGAGAAAAAGAAGCUGCUCACCCAAGGAUCUAACGAAGGACAGGGCCCUGGGGACUACUCUUUGUACAGCACAGCUUACCCCAGCUCAGUGACGGGGGGACAGGUGUAUAAUAAUUAUGGAUGGGGAAACCAGUCAACCUGGGGGAGUCAGCAGGGAUAUAGUAUGUACCAGGGGUUUGGAGGACAAAACCAGGCUUCAUACUCUGGAUACAGUGACAUGCAUUACUGAUCAUCACGCCGUGUACAGUCCUUCACCUCUCUGUGCUGUCUGAUCCACCCUCAACAAUGAACCUGGCUCACUACUUUGGAAAAGGAGGACGAACACUUGUGUUGUCCCAAAACUGUAAAUUCAGCUAUUUUUAUUUUGUCACUCCUUCCAUCUGUUCAAUGAAACUCUUCCGUUACAGGUACAUGUUUUUGACCAUUGUUGCCAUUUUAAAAUGAUUAAACAACACACAUGUAGCUUGGUGGUUAUGGUUAUUUAUGUUGUUUUUUUGUUUGAACAUAGCGAGCUGUUACGGCAUAUGUUUGUUUCUUUUGUAGUUUUUGAACUAAAAAAUGUUAAUGUGUCACUUAACAUGAUCUAAAUCAUGAAUAAAUUUUGAUUUAGGUUUUUGGAUCAAAGUUCAAAGUUG
Betta splendens (Siamese fighting fish) is the source of this 3177-nucleotide messenger RNA. RefSeq names its product interleukin enhancer-binding factor 3-like. Gene Ontology annotation, molecular function: single-stranded RNA binding; double-stranded RNA binding. Gene Ontology annotation, cellular component: precatalytic spliceosome. The transcript has 20 exons. Lineage: Eukaryota; Metazoa; Chordata; Actinopteri; Anabantiformes; Osphronemidae. The coding region runs from base 132 to 2771 and encodes 879 amino acids. The record is from RefSeq and is a predicted model, not a curated record.